AUGUCUGCACUUAUUGACCCUAUGACGCACAUUGAAUGGAUGUGCCAGACGAACUCAGAUCCGUGGUCGAAGUCUCAGCCACCCGAAUGGAGUCUUUACUCGGACGUGGAAAAUCUCAUUAUCGAAGAAGCCUUCGAAACCAAGCAAACUCAUGCCAUGCUGGACGGCUGUUACAUUGAUUUUAAACAUAGCAUUCAAAUCUGCAACAACGAUGACAACAAGCAAAGGCCUGUCAAACGACUAGUGCGCAAGAAGGAUGAUAAACGUCUACGGAGAGAACGCUUCAUGCUCGAUCCCAUUGCUCCGAAACGUCCCUUCGGUGGCGAGUAUGGCUGGGUUUCGCCCUUUAUAAUGGAAGUGAGAAAAGACUUGAAGUUUGACAAGGGACAAUUGCCUUCACGAGACGAAACAAUCGUGUCGAUGAUUGUUGAAAAAGCUGUUAUCGGUAUUAUUGAAGAAGGCAAGAUAGCAAGAAAACAGCAUGAAGCAGAAUACAUGGCUAAAAAGUUGAUGGAGCAGCAAAACAGCGGAAUAAAAGAAGUUUGGAGAUGCUGUGCUUACCUCUACUCGAUGAACAGUUUCUUAUACCAAAAAUUGAACGAGGCUAUGAGAUUUAUAGGAAGCGACGAGCAUGAACAGGUUUGGCGAAGUAAAAUUCGUACAUUGGGACCAUUUUGCCUGCUCCUGUGGGACGAUCCCUUCAAUAAUAAAUUAAACACGGGAAAACUACUUUACCGAGGAGCCCAGCUGACCGAUGAUCAGAUCAUCACUUAUAAAGACUAUUCUGGGCAUUUCGAUGAAUAUCGUUCAUUUCAAGCGUUUACUUCAUGCAGUCGAAAUCGCGCUGUAGCCGAGGCAUUUAGUGGUAACGCCUUAUUCAUUAUGCAAGUGCUCUUCGCUUUUACUGUGGAUCUCAGUCCAUUCUCUGAAUACCCUGACGAAGAAGAAGAACUUAUAACUCCCGGCGUUUGCUUUACUGUUCAACGCGUAAGGGGUAAUAACGGUUAUGUACUAAUACCAUACAAAUUUAUGUUAGAUUGGAAAUAUAUGGGACAUACGAGAAGUGGUAUAUGGGCUAUAAGUAAGAUAAUACCUGUUGAUCCACAAAAUCAGGAUGAUACACUUGACACUCUACAACAAUCGCCGACUAAUACAAGAGAACCAGAUGAAAACAGUCGUGCUCGUGCACACUUAGUAUUAGCGAAAAUCAAAAAAAUGAAAAAAAGAAGAAGAAGAAGCAAUGCUUUACAACGAAUACGUCAUCAAAUAUCAGCAACAUUAGGAUAUGCAUUAACAUUGUGA
Molecule: messenger RNA, 1302 nt
Organism: Didymodactylos carnosus
Lineage: Eukaryota; Metazoa; Rotifera; Eurotatoria; Philodinida; Philodinidae
Source: the annotation of a GenBank genome assembly